CAUGCAGUAUUUAAUGUAAUUUUAAACAUAGUGUCGUUUCAAAUAGUAAAUAACAUUCCAUGAGACAUUUGAAAAUAAGCUUUGAGGUUGACUCAAAAUUCUAUGCUAAACAUGUGAUCCAUAGAUACAUUGAUGACUGCUAGCAUUUCUGUGGAAAUGAAUUUUUUAUUUGUUUGUAACUACUUGGAUUUCCAUUGUUUUAUUUAUAAGAAAAUAAGUGCUAAAAUGCCUGGAAAUCCAUUAUGACAUAUAGGCAUUUUAAUUAUCUCAAACACAUUUUCUCCCUUAAGCUGGUAGCAAAAAAUAAAUUUAAAAAAGCAUCCUUCAGGCUCAUAUUUUUAACCAUGCAACAAGAAAAUUGUUACAGUUUCUGUUCUGAGGAAUACCCUUCAUACUUAGUAUUUAUAAAUAUUUAAAUGUGUGUUAAUCUGGGGAAGACAUAACAGAUAUCAGUGAAGGCUUGUAUGUCAUGGCAGGUAAUUAUUCGAUACCACAAAAAUGUCUCUUGCCCUUAAAACCAGCACACAAGGAUCACCAGAUAGAUGACUGAGUAGAGUAUGGAAAAUGUUUAAUUCUAUUAUUCUUAAACUAUGUAGGACAUAACUUGUUGUGCAUUGGUAACAGAUUGUAGAACAUAAGCUGAAAGAUAAAAUUCUUGACCUUGAUGUCUCAUCUUAAAAAGAGGCAUUGAUUGACAUUCUACAUCUUGUAUUACUUAAAAAUAAUGGGGGAGCACAGCAUAUAUUAAACAAAGAUUGGCUUUGUGGUGAUCAUUGUUGAAGGUGGGUGAUGGCUAUGUGAAGGUUCACUGUGUAAUACUCCCUACUGUGGUAUAAGUUUGAAAUUGUGCAUAAUAAAUUUAUUUAAAACACAAAACAUAUAAAUAUAUCCUAUAAUAUCAUGAUGAGAGCAAAAUUUGGGAAGAAUGUACACCUGCAUUUUCGAAGAAUAUAUACAUUUUGGAGACCGAAUUCAAAAUGAAAAGCUGGACUGCAGUCCCACAUGGAGCCUCUGGGCGCCGCUGUCGGCCAGUGCAGAGCAAGCGCUGACGCCCGGGAUCCUUGUCUCUAGCCAGGAAUCCCCUGCGCAGCCAACAGCAGAGAGAAGAAAACCAGCUCACACACACAGGCUCCCGGCUGCGCAGAACCUGCUCAGCACACCGGAUUCCCAGCCCCGAGACCCGGGACUCCUCCCGUCCUGGGCCGAAUGGUCUUCUAGCGCGGUAGAGUGCACUUUCUCCAACUGGAAAAGCGAGAACCCAGCGAGAAUCCGAGCGAACGAUGGGAGGGAGCUGCGCGCAGAGGCGCCCGGCCGGCCUGCGGAAGGUAUUAUUUCUCUUGCUGCUGCCUUUGUUCUACCCGGCGCUGUGCGAGCCGAUCCGCUACUCGAUUCCGGAGGAGCUGGCCAAGGGCUCGGUGGUGGGGAACCUCGCUAAGGAUCUAGGGCUCAGUGUUCUGGAUGUGUCGGCUCGCAAGCUGCGAGUUAGCGCGGAGAAGCUGCACUUCAGCGUAGACGCGGAGAGCGGGGACUUACUAGUGAAGGACCGAAUAGACCGUGAGCAGAUAUGCAAAGAGAGAAGAAGAUGUGAGCUGCAAUUAGAAGCUGUGGUGGAAAAUCCUUUAAAUAUCUUUCAUAUCAUUGUGGUGAUUGAGGAUGUUAAUGACCACGCCCCUCAGUUUGAUAAAAAGGAAAUACAUUUAGAAAUUAUCGAAUCUGCAUCCGCUGGUGCACGAAUAUCGCUUGACCCUGCCACGGAUCCCGAUAUAAACAUAAACUCAAUUAAAGAUUAUAAGAUAAACCCUAAUCCUUAUUUUUCAUUAAUGGUUAGAGUUAAUUCCGACGGUGGCAAAUACCCAGAGUUAUCUCUGGAGAAACCCCUAGACCGGGAAGAACAGAGAUCUCACAGCUUGAUAUUGACUGCCUUGGAUGGAGGGGACCCGCCAAGAAGUGCCACCACUCACAUAGAAAUUUCUGUCAAGGAUGCCAAUGACAACCCCCCGGUGUUCAGCAAAGAUGAAUAUAGAAUUAGUCUUAGUGAAAAUCUGCCCCCUGGAUCCCCUGUGUUGCAAGUGACAGCAACUGACCAGGAUGAGGGGGUCAAUGCCGAGAUAAACUACUACUUCCGAAGCACUGCCCAGAGCACAAGAAAUAUGUUCUCAUUGGAUGAGAAAACAGGUGUGAUUAAGAAUAAUCAGUCAUUUGAUUUUGAAGAUGUAGAAAGAUACACCAUGGAAGUGGAAGCGAAGGAUGGAGGUGGUCUCUCUACCCAGUGUAAAGUAAUCAUAGAAAUCCUCGAUGAAAACGACAACAGCCCAGAAAUAGUCAUCACUUCUCUCUCUGAUCAGAUUUUGGAGAAUUCCCCUCCAGGAAUGGUUGUUGCCCUCUUCAAAACGCGAGACCUGGAUUUCGGAGGAAAUGGAGAAGUCAGGUGUAAUAUAGAAACAGACAUUCCAUUCAAGAUUUAUUCUUCUUCCAAUAACUACUACAAGCUGGUGACAGAUGGAACGCUGGACAGAGAGCAGACACCAGAAUACAAUGUCACCAUCGUAGCCACUGACAGGGGCAAGCCACCUCUUUCUUCCAGGAGAACCAUCACCUUGUACGUCACUGACGUCAACGACAACGCUCCAGUUUUCGACCAGGCGUCCUACUUGGUUCACGUGGCCGAGAACAACCCGCCAGGAGUCUCCAUCGCGCAAGUGAGCGCCUCUGACCCGGAUUUGGGGCCCAAUGGCCACAUCUCCUACUCUAUCGUGGCGAGUGACCUAGAGCCCUCUGCGCUGUCAUCCUACGUGUCCGUGAGCGCGCAAAGCGGGGUGGUGUUCGCGCAGCGCGCCUUUGAUCACGAGCAGCUGCGCGCCUUCGAGCUCACGCUACAGGCCCGCGACCAUGGCUCUCCAGCGCUCAACGCCAAUGUGAGCCUGCGCGUGUUGGUGGACGACCUCAAUGACAACGCACCGCGGGUGCUGUACCCAGCUCUAGGUCCUGAUGGCUCUGCGUUCUUCGAUAUGGUGCCGCGCGCUGCAGAGCCCGGCUAUCUAGUGACUAAGGUGGUGGCGGUGGACGCUGACUCAGGACACAACGCCUGGUUGUCCUACCAUGUGCUGCAGGCCAGCGAGCCCGGGCUCUUCAGCCUGGGGCU
Molecule: messenger RNA, 3142 nt
Organism: Sapajus apella (tufted capuchin)
Lineage: Eukaryota; Metazoa; Chordata; Mammalia; Primates; Cebidae
Product: protocadherin gamma-B6
Exons: 1
Biological process (GO): homophilic cell-cell adhesion
Cellular component (GO): plasma membrane
Molecular function (GO): calcium ion binding
Source: RefSeq, a predicted model, not a curated record